CCGAUGCUCCGGCUCAACGUGGCCCUCGCUUCCGAUCCGGCCGCCAAUCCGGACGCGAAGGAUCUCAAGAACAUUGGCGAGGCGGACGCGGUCGCUGCGGAGUUUGCCCAGCAACAGCUCGCCGCCCUCAACAUGGCCAUCGCCGGGGGGCCUCCGCCACCUCCUCCACCGCCGUCGAUGCGCAAACCAUCACUCAAGGGACCGGAGGGGCUCGUCGGUCCCCUGGCCCUACCCGCCGUCGUCGAACUUCCUCCCCGGUUGCCGAUGUUCGUGUGCGGACCGUGCGGUAUCCGGUUUUCGUCCGCGUCGACGCUGGAAGCCCACCAGACGUACUACUGUUCGCACCGGAAGGAAUCCGACGAUGGUGGUGGUGGUGGUGGUGCCGGCGGAGGAACGGGGUCUUCCGCUGGAACCGCGAGCUCGGGUUCCGGUGGGUCACUCGGUGGUGGUGGCACCAAGAACGCUCACCCGGGAAGUGACGGUUCGGGGGAACCGCCGGCGAAGGCGGCCAAGACGGGCAAGCAGUACGCCUGCUCCCAGUGCUCCUACAGCGCGGACAAGAAGGUGUCCCUGAACCGCCACAUGCGCAUGCACCAGUCCUCUCCGACGCCGUCCUCCGUCAACGGCGAUGACACCGGUCGCCAUCAGCAACACCAUCACCACCAGCAGCAGCAGCAGCAGCAGCUGCAGCUCAUCCAAGCUCAAGCCGUGGCCGCGGCCGCAGCGGUGCUCCACCAGCAGCAGCAGCAGCAACUGCAGCCCCAGCAGGUGGCCCAGGCACAAGCGCCACCACCGCAGGUCGAUCGGUACUGCUCCGAUUGUGAUAUCCGAUUCUCCAGCACCAAAACAUAUCGCGCCCACAAGCAGCACUACUGCAGCUCGCGCCACCGCGAAGGGCAGCAAUCCAACAACUCGACCCCGAAACCGGGCUCGGCGCAGAAGUCAGGCUCCCAGAGUCCACCGGAAGUGCCGAAGACACCACCGGUGGCCGCGGCACAGCAACCGUUCCUGGCGCUGCCCACCAACCCGAUCAUUGUGAUACCGUACUCGCUGAUUCGCGGUGCCAGCGUUAUCCCGGGAUUGCUACCAUCGCUAGCACCCGGGGUCGCCAAUCCGGAGUCGGCCUGUUUCAUCUUUCAAAACGGAACCCUGCAACCGAUCGCGAUGUCACUGGCGUCGCAGGUCGCCCACCAAGCCGGUGCGUCCGGUGCGGGCCACGCUGAGGUGGGACCACCUCAGCGGCCCCCCUCGCAGCAGCACCCGUCGCGCGGAACGACGCCGAGCGUCUCGAACGAAAACAGUUCCCACAGCACGCAGGGAGCUGCGGCCACUCCGGGCGGCCCAGCCUCAUCGACCGGUGAGGUCCUGAAGGCACUCAACAAGCGCGAGAACUCGGCCAACAAGGAAGCUACCUUGACGUCUACGACCACUCCGUUGGAUCUGUCCGUGCGACGGUUUUCCCCGAGCGCCAUCGGAGCGCUCCGGGAGCGCUCGCUCUCGCUGUCGUCGGCCGUCUCCGGUGACCAGCGGAUGGACUACGACAGUCUGAUGGAGGGCAAGGAGAACCUGUCGGUCAGCGGGGACUCGCUCACGCCGGAGCAGAUUGUCUGCGCUCCGUCGCUGCCCGGGAGUCCACCGCUCACGCCGUCCCCGAAGCGGCGCUCCAACAGUCCCCGUGCCCCGGGCCCGGGUCCGAUGGCUUCGAACGCGGCGCUGGCAGCGGCCGCUGCAGCCGCUGCCGCCGGUCACCACGGCGGUCUGGGGCCGGCGGCCACACUGUCCCUGUCGCCGAUGACACUCCAGCAGCAACUGAUGCGGCCGCUGCUGCCCGCGGACAUAGCCCUGCGUCUGUCGGCCGUCGGCAGCGGCGAUCCGUCGGUUUGCAGCCUCAACCUAUCGAUCCUGGCCCCGGGGGCAACGCCACACCCGUUGCUGACCCCGAAGCAGAGUGUCGAGCUGGCGUUACGACUGUCGACCCCGGCGGGUGACGGCAAGCCUCAGCCUCAGGCCCCGCAGAUAUCACCCCUGCUGAACAGCAUCUCCCCGACGGCGGCGUCCGCCGGAGCGUCCGUUCUGCCGUCCGGGGCGGCCCCACAAAUCUUCGUCAAACAGGGUGACUCCAAGUGCAAGGAGUGCAACAUCGUGUUCUGCAAGUACGAGAACUAUCUGGCCCACAAGAAGCACUACUGUUCCGCCCGGAACCAGGACGAUGGCGGCGAGGGGGCCAAGGUUAGCCCACCGAUCUCGCCCCAGACCGGCACGAGUCCUUCGGCGGGCGGUGCACCGGUGGCGACGGUGGCCGGAGGGGGAUCGCGGCCACCGGUCGGGGCCGGUGUCGCCUACCAGCAGCUGAUUUGUGCGGCGUGCGGCAUCAAGUUCACCUCGCUGGACAAUCUGACCGCCCACCAGAUGUACUACUGUCCGAAGCGGAUCGACGUCGGCGGUCCGGUGAGUGUCGCUCCGACCAGUCAGCUCGUUACGGCCAGUCAGCCGCAGCCGCACAAGGAGCGGUGCUCGAAGUGCAAAAGCGUCCACGAACCGGGCCUGCCGUGCACGGUCGCCGGGCACGGUGCCUACAAGUGUCCCAUCUGCGAGGUCAUCAGUCCGAACUCGACCGAAGCCCGACGGCACAUGGAUACGCACGGUGGCGUGAAGGCGUUCCGUUGCACGAUCUGCCGGUACAAGGGCAACACUCUACGUGGCAUGCGUACCCACAUCCGGAUGCACUUCGACAAGAAGACGAGCGAGUUUAACGAGGAGAACUACAUCACCUGCAUCCUGGAGGAGGACGGCAUCGAGAUACCGCCGGCCGGUGCCCAGAAUGCGGCUGCCGUGGCCGCCGCAGCUGCCGCUCUCGCUUCGGCAACCCACAAGUUCCUCGCGCAAGACGGCUCGGCACCGGACGGAGGUGGCCUGCGGACAUCGCCCGUGGCCACCGUACGUCACCACUGCGAGCUGUGUCCGUUUACGACAAGCGAUCGGGUCAAUAUGAUCAAGCAUAUCAAGCAAGUGCAUGGUGGAGGCCGUUCCGUUGGGGCGUUACCACCGUUCGGGGUGGACACGGGAGACCUGUACAACGGGAUCCCUGCUGGCGCGGUAGUGGAACUGGCUGUGAGGCCACCGAUCGCCAGCACCCCCGGACCGGGCAGCAGCAGCAGCAGCCUGAUCAAAACGGAACCGAUCGACGAUCGGUCCCCGUCACCGUCGGGUGGUGGUGACCAAGAAUCGGCCGCCGACAUCAACGUGGACGUCUGCAUGGAGGAUUCGGCAGCAACCCCGGCGGUGGCCACCACUGUCAAAACGGAGGCCAUCGAUCCGCACAUGCCCUCGCUCAACUCGCCGCAGGGGUCACCGUCGCCACCUUCCUCUUUGAAUCUGAAACCGAAAUCUCAAACCCCGACGAUGACGACGACCGGUGACGCAAUCUCGUCCUCGCACGUGUCGCUCCGGCGCUCCGACACGCCGACCCGCGCGAAAACACCGUCCCCGCCGGUGCCGCUGACACUGGAGCAUCUACCGCCGGGGCCAAAGUACUGCGACACGUGUGACAUAACGUUCAACUACGCCAAAACGUACAUUGCGCACAAGAACUUCUACUGCAAGGCGGCCAUUGCCGGUGGCAGUACCGCGACGGCGGCAGCGGCGGCCGGGCAACCCACUUCCGGUGCUGGCCGACGUAGCGCCUCCGUUUCACCGAACGCUGGUGGCAGUGGGGCCACGAGCCCCGCGGUAACGGUCGCGGUGAACCGGGCGACGGAAACUUCCGUCUAA
Anopheles bellator is the source of this 3771-nucleotide messenger RNA. RefSeq names its product zinc finger protein ush (gene ush). The transcript is spliced from 8 exons. Bases 4 to 3771 code for a protein of 1255 amino acids. Gene Ontology annotation, molecular function: RNA polymerase II-specific DNA-binding transcription factor binding. NCBI's taxonomy places the organism in Eukaryota, Metazoa, Arthropoda, Insecta, Diptera, Culicidae. The record is from RefSeq and is a predicted model, not a curated record. Gene Ontology annotation, cellular component: nucleus. Gene Ontology annotation, biological process: positive regulation of transcription by RNA polymerase II; heart development; negative regulation of transcription by RNA polymerase II.